AUGGAAGGUUACAUUGAUUGCCAUUGCCACAUAGCCGCUGAAGAAUUUGACGAGGAUAUUGAUGAUGUUAUCAAGCGAGCUAAAGAGAAUAAAGUAGCAGGAAUAGUUGCUGUUGCUGAAUUUUUCCCAGAAUUUGAGAAAAUCAUAGAGUUAUCUGAAAAAUAUGAAGGCUUUAUAUUUCCAUCUCUUGGAUUACACCCAGUGCAAGGAGAUAAAGUAGAUGAUGGACGAUGUGGAGCAAGGUUGUCCCAGUUAGAUGAAGCCAUGCCAGUGAUAGAAAAAUAUGCACAUCGACUCAUUGGAAUUGGUGAGAUUGGUUUGGAUUUCACUCCCUGGUAUGUUAAAUUGGCAGAAGAUAAAGCUGAACAGAGAGAAGUUUUCAAACGGCAAAUAGAGCUGGCUAAAAGACUUGAUUUACCAGUUAAUGUUCACUCCAGGUCAGCAGGAAGACCAGUUAUCAACUUUCUUAAAGAAAAUGGUGCCGAGAAAGUCCUUCUUCAUGCAUUUGAUGGUAAAGUGUCGGUUGCUAUGCUUGGUGUCGAGUCGGGUUAUUAUUUCUCAGUCCCGCCCUCAAUAGUUCGCAGUGAACAGAAACAACGUCUAGUAAAAGCCAUUCCUCUGGAUAAUUUACUUUUAGAAACAGAUUCCCCGGCUUUGGGUCCUGAGAAACAGGAAAGAAAUGAACCAAUGAAUAUUAGAAUAUCUUGUGAAAUGGUUGCCAAGAUAAAAGAUGUUACCAUGGAAACAGUGAUGAAAAAGACGACAGAAAAUGCUCUGAAAUUAUUUCCCAAAAUUAAAUUGUUUUUGAAAAGGUGAUAUAAAUAAAGCACAAACUGUCUCAAA
This is a messenger RNA of Saccoglossus kowalevskii, 843 nucleotides long. RefSeq names its product deoxyribonuclease TATDN3-like. NCBI's taxonomy places the organism in Eukaryota, Metazoa, Hemichordata, Enteropneusta, Harrimaniidae. The record is from RefSeq and is a predicted model, not a curated record. Gene Ontology annotation, molecular function: hydrolase activity, acting on ester bonds.